This is a messenger RNA of Sander lucioperca (pikeperch), 2574 nucleotides long. RefSeq names its product peripherin 2-like a (gene prph2la). Gene Ontology annotation, cellular component: membrane. The transcript is spliced from 4 exons. Bases 368 to 1468 code for a protein of 366 amino acids. The record is from RefSeq and is a predicted model, not a curated record. Gene Ontology annotation, biological process: visual perception. NCBI's taxonomy places the organism in Eukaryota, Metazoa, Chordata, Actinopteri, Perciformes, Percidae.
GGCUACUAGUCUCGCUGUGAUGCUGCCUUUAUACUAUCUGUGUUGCUAUGACCACUUGCCUCUCUCAGGACUAAAUCUGAGGAUGUCAGCAGGGAAACAGAGGAGAACGAUGUCAGAUGUUCAAUGUGGAUGCUGACCCAAAUAAGUGUUCUCCAUGCAUCUACAGUAUAACCAUAAUGCAGUGUCCACAAGAUAUCUAUCACGACUACCAGGCUAAGCUGCUUAAGAGAGGACCUUCAGAGAACUGUACAACAAAUCCCCCUCCCCUUGGUCCCCCACACUCCCUGGAGGAUAACCUGUUCCUCUCCCCUGCUCUACCUGUGUCCCACCCUUAAUCCUCCCUUAGACUUAGAGGUAUAGAUACACGAUGGCGGUCUUGAGAUUGAGGUUCACCAAGACCAAGAGAGACAAGCUGGCUCAGGUGCUGUGGAUUCUGAACUGGAUCUCAGUGGUGACAGGGGUCAUCCUGUUCAGCCUGGGGCUCUUCCUCAAGGUGGAGAUCAACAAGCGAGGAGAGCUGAUGGCUGAGAGGGACAUCCAGUACGUGCCCAACAUGCUAAUCGCUGUGGGCAUCAUCGCCUGUGCCAUAAACUUCCUGGGUGGGAAGAUCUGCUACGACUGCGUAGACACCACCAAGUUCUUGCGCUGGAAGCUGAUCAUGCUGCCCUACAUAAUUUGUACCUUCUUCUUCACCUUCUGUGUGUUGGUGGGGGCUCUGAUGUGUUACAGCAUGCAUGGGGAGCUAGAGGAGUCUCUGAACCUGGGGCUGGCAGAGGCCAUCAGGUUCUACAAGGACACAGACACACCAGGACGAUGCUUCCUGAAGCGAACUGUGGACAUGCUGCAUAUAGAGUUCCAGUGCUGUGGGAACAAUGGCUAUAAAGAUUGGUUUCAAAUCCAGUGGAUCAGCAACCGUUACCUGGAUAUGUCCAAAAAAGAGGUGGCGGACCGAUUAAGAAGUAACGUGGAGGGGAAGUACCUGAUAGACGGAGUGCCCUUCAGCUGCUGCAACAUCAACUCCCCUCGGCCCUGCAUCCAGCAGCAGAUCACCAACAAUUCCGCUCACUUCAACUAUGAGCACCAGACGGAAGAGCUGAACCUGUGGAUGAAAGGGUGUCGCCAGGCGCUGCUGGAGUACUACACCCACAUCAUGCAGUCCAUUGGCCUCACAGUCCUCAUCACCUGGCUGUUUGAGCUGUCGGUGUUGACAGGGGUUCGUUACCUCCAGACCUCCCUGGAAAAUGUGCUGAGACAAGGCGACCUCGACUCUGAGUCUGAUGGCUGGCUGCUGGAAAACAGCUUUAUGGAAACUGCCCGCACCAACCUGAACAUCAUCAAGAGCCUUGGCAAGAGCAACCAGAUAGACACAGCCAACAAUGGAGAUCCCAACAUUAACGUUCCCUCCACCUCUAAAGCACACUAUGGGCCGGACAAUGUGCCACCAAAUGAAAUACCUGAAGCCAGUUGACCUUUCUCAGGCCUCAGUGAACAGCAUCCCUGAAGGCCUAAGUAAGGGCCUUUUCCUCGUUACUUAAAAAGAGUUGUUACGUUACAUUUAUUGGUUGUUAUCCAUAUAAGUCAAGAAUUAGAACUAAGAAAUACCUAUACAGAAGUGUUUGUGUAUGGAAACUAAAAUAUAUUGUGGGAAAUAUCACCCAAUAAUAUAUAAUACAUUUCCUAGUAUGGCAGUAGCUCUUUUCCAAAAUGCAGAUAAUGCCUUGUUGACUUUUUACAAUUAUUAAUGAUUUAUUAUUAUAUUACAUAUUUUUUGUACAUCUGUCUUCUGUUUUCUGAUAUGUUAUUGCCUGUGUAUCGUGAUUUUGCAACGUGUACAAAACGUCGUACAGCCGUCAGUUGCAACACUGGAAUCAAAAUGAACAUGAAAUAUAUAAUUGUUUGAUGAAGACAAUUAGUGAUUAGUGAUGUGGGUCGUUGAAGUUGAAGCCCACAUUUUUUGUCUGAUUUUGCUUCAAAGUAUGAUAGAAAAUGCAGUCAACAUUUUUUUUGAAAUUACUAUAGCAAGAAUGUAAGAGAUAUAUAAAUUAAAUUCCACAAAUGUAAGCACAGGGUGCUUUGACUUGAAAUCUACAUUAGUUCUGGUUGAUAAAAUCAAUAGUAACAUUUUUGGAUCCUUGCUGUGCAUUUUACCGGACUUUAGCAAACAAAGUUGUACCAAUGUAAUAGAGUACACAUCACAUCAUCCAUUUUUAACGGUUAAGCCAUCACUGCAAUGACUCUUAUGUGCCUCAGCAAUGCCACCAUAGUCUUAUGAAAGAUUGUCAUUUUCACUGGGAUGAGCAACCAAAAGCUUGACAAACACGUUCUGAGCUGGUGAUGGUCGGAUUUUGUUGUUUGUGAUUGUUUUAUAAGGGAUCCAAACCAGUACACUGCAAACUAGACUUCCAUGUCUUACUUUGUUUUAAUGAUUAAGCCUUUGACAUAUUGGCAGGACAUUGUCUGUUGGUCAAGGAAAGUCUGAUUUUGUGCCUGUUUCAGGAAUUAUAGAGUACAUGGCAGGUGAGAAGGAAAAUUACAGCUUAAACAUUGGGGGAAAUAAAAAUAAAUAAAUAAAAA